This is a messenger RNA of Durio zibethinus, 2640 nucleotides long. RefSeq names its product Pentatricopeptide repeat (PPR) superfamily protein. Lineage: Eukaryota; Viridiplantae; Streptophyta; Magnoliopsida; Malvales; Malvaceae. The record is from RefSeq and is a predicted model, not a curated record. Gene Ontology annotation, molecular function: protein binding; mRNA binding.
UUAAAUACAAUUUUUAUAAUUUUGUUAGUGUCAUUUUUUAGUGUUUAUCAUGUUUAAAACUACAAGUCUCCUCCUUGUCACCUGGCUUGGCUUCCUCCUUGUCCUAGGAAUAGGAUCAGUGUGUUGAAAAUUGUGUUCAACCUCUAGUCUGUAUUUAACAAUAGUUUUUUUUUUUCCUCUAAUAAUGAAACUAUCCUUAAUAUAAUAUGGCAUAGCAUGCAUCUACUGUAAUAUUGUAUUGUUUUUGUCCCCCUCCCCAAAAAAAAAAGCAUGAAAAUUUAUCCUUUCAUCUAGAAAUUUAAAAUCUCAAUAAGGCAUCAAUCUAAAGAGGAGAACUUUCUCACAACGCCUAGCCGGUACUAAAGUGAGUCCUAUGCCGAAGCUCCCACAACUUUGGAGUUGGAGACUUUCAGCUUUGUCAUCCAUAGAAACCCAUCUUCACCUAAAAUCAUUGUUAAGCUUUCAUUCAAGAUUUACGUCCUCAUCUUCUUCAUCUUCCCUUUGGAUCCCAAGUCAUGAGCAUAUUGCCCAUCUCAUACUAGACCAGAACUCGGCAGAAGCAGCCUUACAAACCUUCCAAUGGGCUUCAAAGCUCCCAAAUUUCACCCACUCUCAAUCCACCUACCGUGCUUUGAUCCAUAAGCUCUGUGCCUUCCGCCGUUUCAACACUGUCAAGGAACUGCUCGACGAAAUGCCUACCUCAUUAGGCUUGCCCCCAGAUGAAGAUAUUCUUGUCACCCUUGUUCGAGGCCUGGGCCGAGCCCGGAUGAUCCGGGAUGUCAUCAAGGUUCUUGACUUGGCUUCUAGAUUUAACAACACCCCUUCUUUGAAGAUUUUUAAUUCAAUACUCGACGUUCUUGUUAAGGAAGAUAUUGAUUUGGCUAGGCACUUUUAUAGGAAGAAGAUGAUGCCAACUGGUGUUCAAGGUGAUGAUUACACUUUUGGGAUUUUGAUGAAAGGCCUUUGCUUGACUAAUAAAAUUGCUGAUGCUUUUAAGCUUUUGCAAGUUAUCAAGUCCAGCCCUGUAAAGCCAAACACUGUGAUCUAUAACACUUUGAUUCACGCUCUAUGUAAGAAUGGCAAAGUUGGGAGAGCAAGAAGCUUGAUGAACGAAAUGCAGGACCCUAAUGAUGUUACCUUUAAUGUCUUGAUAUCUGCUUAUUGUAAAGAGGAAAACUUAGUUCAAGCUCUUGUGUUGUUAGAGAAGAGCUUCACCAUGGGGUUUGUACCGGAUGUCAUCACCCUGACUAAAGUGCUGAAAACUCUCUCCAAUGUGGGUCGUGUAGCGGAAGCCCUUGAGAUUUUAGAGAGAGUCGAGAGCAAGGGAGGUGUAGUCGAUGUGGUAGCUCAUAAUACUUUGAUAAAGGGUUAUUGUAGAAUAGCAAAGGUGAAACUUGGGCUGCGCCUUUUGAAGGAAAUGGAGCAUAAGGGCUGCCUCCCAAAUGCCGACACAUACAACAUAUUAAUCUCUGGUUUCUGUGAGUCUGGCAUGUUGGAUUCAGCUCUGGAUAUGUUCAAUGAAAUGAAGACAGAUGGGAUCAGUUGGAACUUUGUUACUUAUGAUACAUUGAUUAAAGAACUGUGUUCAGCAGGGAGAAUGGAAGACGGCUUUAAGAUUUUAGAGCUAAUGGAGGAGAGUAAGGGGGGUUCGGGAGGGCAUAUUAGUCCUUAUAAUAGUGUGUUGUAUGGUUUAUACAAGGAGAACCGUUUGGAGGAAGCAUUGGAGUUCCUUUCCAAGAUGCAAAAUUUAUUUCCUAGAAAUGUUGAUAGGAGCUUCACAAUAUUGGGAUUUUGUGAGGAGGGCAGUGUUGAGGACGCAAAGAGAGUUUAUAAUCAGAUGGCUGGGGAAGGUGGGCUUCCAAGUGUUCUUGUUUAUGAUUGCUUAAUUCGUGGAUUUUGCCUAAAAGGGUGUGUGCGAGAAGCAGUUGAGCUGAUGAAUGAAAUGGUUGACUGUGGUUAUUUUCCGGUAGCAUCAACAUUCAAUGCUGUAAUUAGUGGGUUUUGCACUCAUGGUAAACUUGGUAGUGCUUUAAAGCUAAUGGAGGAUAUAGUUGAAAGAGGUUGCAUUCCUGAUCGAGGAAGUUAUAGUCCAUUGAUCGAAGCUCUUUGUAGGAUGGGAGAUAUUCAAAUGGCUGUAAUGCUUUUACUACAAAUGUUGCAAAAGAGUAUUAUACCUGAUGAUUUCACAUGGAAUUCAAUACUUCUCUGUCUUGGUCAAGAAAGAGAAUGGUUGAAGAGCAAGAAGAUGUUGCAUGUAAAUAGCCUAUUACAGCGGAUUAUUGAGAUGUGAAACAUUGGAUUAUAGAACUAGGAGGAGAAUAGGUGAAUCAAAAGAAAAUGAGAAAAGCAGGUCAGUUGAGGAUUCUUCUCUGUCUGAGUAUGACAUUUGGUGCUUGGUCAAUUGUUAUUAAAAUUCAAUUAAAAUUGUACAACAUAUCAGUCACUUCUUGAAACAAAACUUAAUAAACUUAAUAAACUUAAAACGGAUUGAAACAAAAGAAGAAACGGAAGGGUAUUUCUACUAAUAAACUUAAACGGACUGAAAGGGUAUUCUGCUGUGUCUGUGAAAUUGAAGUUUUAAUUGUUGUUCUACUAUGUUAUACUAAAUGUACCUAGAAAUUUAAAUUUUACCUUCCAUGU